Haplochromis burtoni (Burton's mouthbrooder) is the source of this 3432-nucleotide messenger RNA. RefSeq names its product IMP (inosine 5'-monophosphate) dehydrogenase 2 (gene impdh2). NCBI's taxonomy places the organism in Eukaryota, Metazoa, Chordata, Actinopteri, Cichliformes, Cichlidae. The record is from RefSeq and is a predicted model, not a curated record. Gene Ontology annotation, molecular function: IMP dehydrogenase activity. The coding region runs from base 1561 to 3066 and encodes 501 amino acids. The transcript is spliced from 14 exons. Gene Ontology annotation, cellular component: cytoplasm. Gene Ontology annotation, biological process: GTP biosynthetic process.
GAAAUGACCAUUUCAAUAAGGUGGUUAAGUUACUUCUACUUCUUUUUAUCUUAUUACUUCUACUUUUUGUCCUUCUCUCUGUAAACACAAUAACUUGUAGAAGUAUCGAAUGAGUUCUUAGCAGAGGUGUAGAGUGGGGUCAUGUUAUUAGCUUAGUCAUUGUUUUAAUGAUUUGUUGGUGAAAAUUGAGAAAAAGCCUUAUAACUUAGAAACUAUGAUUCUUACAAGUGUGGUGUGUAUUCUUAACAUAUAGAAAGUACAUUAUAAAGAUUUUAAUUAUGUCACAUUUAUCCUUUGACUUCUCCUUCAAGGUCAAUAGAUUGAUCUGAAGGUCUAGAGCUACAUAAAAUGACAGGCAACAUUUUGUCGACUUGGGAUAUUUUUGAGUACAGUGAUUCAUUUUUUUGUAGAGUACAAUAACAGGUUAUAACUGUUUUAAUACAAAACAAUUACAAUACAUGUGCAGCAUUCCUGAAUACAUUUUUCUUUUUUAAGCAAAAACUCAUGAUCUAAAGCUUUUAAUUUGCUCUUUAUUAUUGAACAGUUAAACUAAUUUUACCAAACCGUACAAUGAAUGUUACAGAUGUACUAUAUAGCCACAUAAAAACACAAUUAUUCUCAAAAGUAGGUGAAGUAUAUUAAAAUGGGUUUCAACAGUGCAAAAACCAAAAGCAUGCACUUUGCACUUGUUUUUACUGUACUACACACUCCAGUACGUUGAAAAAGAACAAAGGAGAAAAAUGAAUACAUAGAACAAACAAUUCUAGUCCCAAAGUAAAUACUGGCUAGAGACUUAGCUGCCUUGGUGGAGGUUUGCGCUCUUGGAGUCUGUCUUGUUCAUCUUAGACUUAGUUCAUGCAACAUCAUAACCACAUUUGUGUCAGAGCUGCAGUUUCCUUUUGUUAUUGACAUAGAAAGCAACAGUCUGACCAAAUAUAUGUGUAACUUGGUUAAUAUGCAUCCUUUUUACAAUGCACAUUUAAACAGUAGCUCUGAACUAUUUUUUUUUUCUUCUUUUUUCAGCUAGUUUUGGUGUGUUCAUGUUUGGACUGGACUGUUGUAACGAAGGAAUUUCUUCUAUGGUGAUUUUAGGUGGCUCAGCAUGUUGAGAUAUGCUGUAUAAGCAUUCCUUAUGUUCUUUUAGUUUUAGGGUGACUGAUGCAUUGCUCUUGCAUUUCACUGAGCAAGCAUUUACUAGGACUGUUAGAGUUUGGAGGCCUAAGGUUAACAUGACCCCACAAAACAGGUUUUUGGGCAUAAUUCAAGAGUUUUGCACAAAUGUCUAUUAAAAUAAAAGUAAGUAAUGGACAAUGUAUUUCAAAAAGGGUAAAAGUCACUUGCAUCUCUCAUGUGGCUUUAAUUGAAACUGAGCAUUUAGUCCACUUUGUCAAAAAUAGUUUGUAUCAGAAGAUUUAAAAAAAAAUUGUCUGUCACCAUGAGAACAUGUUAAAUUUACUCCACAGUCACUCAGAUUAAAAACAGUAUGUUGUGUCCUACUGACAUAUACUAUUGAAGCAUAGCUGUAAGUAGAAGUACUUCUCUCUGCUGGAAAACAGUCAGAUGGCGGUGAAACACCUCAGACGACAUGAUUGUCCUGACCUGACAUCGGCGCUCACCAAACAAAUCACCAUGAAGACCCCCUUCGUCUCCUCUCCUAUGGACACUGUCACUGAAGCCAACAUGGCCAUCGCUAUGGCACUAACAGGUGGUAUAGGCUUCAUUCACCACAACUGCACUCCAGAGUUCCAGGCUAAUGAAGUUCGCAAAGUCAAGCGAUAUGAGCAGGGCUUCAUCACAGAUCCUGUGGUGAUGAGCCCCAACGAGCGAGUAAGGGAUGUCUUCCAGGCCAAGGCACGCCAUGGGUUCUGUGGCAUCCCUGUCACAGAUAACGGCAAAAUGGGCGGCAAGUUGGUGGGCAUCAUCUCAUCCAGAGACAUCGAUUUUCUGAAGGUGGAGGACCACGACCUUCCACUGAGUGAGGUGAUGACAAAGCGAGAUGAUCUGGUGGUUGCCCCCGCUGGGGUGACUCUGAAAGAAGCCAAUGAAAUCCUCCAGAGGAGUAAGAAAGGUAAAUUGCCCAUAGUGAAUGAAGAGGGGUCCCUGGUAUCCAUCAUCGCUCGCACAGACUUGAAGAAGAACAGAGACUUCCCCUUAGCUUCCAAAGAUUCUCGGAAACAGCUGCUGUGUGGUGCAGCCAUCGGCACACACGAUGACGACAAGUACCGACUGGACCUGUUGGUGCAGAGCGGAGUGGAUGCGGUUGUACUAGACUCAUCUCAGGGCAACUCGAUCUUCCAGAUCAAUAUGAUCAAAUAUAUUAAAGAAAAGUACCCCAACCUGCAGGUCAUCGGUGGCAAUGUCGUGACUGCAGCUCAGGCCAAGAAUCUGAUUGAUGCAGGAGUGGAUGCACUGAGAGUGGGGAUGGGCAGCGGCUCCAUCUGCAUCACGCAGGAAGCUCCCCUCAGUGUACCACCAGCUAUAAAGCUCCACAGCCCCAAAACCCCAACCACUGUUACGGGAUACUCCAUGCUGGCAUGUGGCAGACCCCAAGCCACAGCUGUCUAUAAGGUUUCAGAGUAUGCCAGGCGUUUUGGCGUUCCGGUCAUCGCUGACGGCGGCAUCCAGACCGUUGGCCACACCGCAAAGGCCCUAGCACUUGGAGCCUCCACAGUGAUGAUGGGUUCUCUGCUGGCUGCUACUAGUGAAGCUCCUGGUGAAUAUUUCUUCUCUGAUGGCAUCAGGCUGAAGAAAUACCGUGGCAUGGGCUCCCUGGACGCCAUGGACAAAAACCUGGGCUCCCAGACCAGAUACUUCAGUGAGAACGAUAAGAUUAAAGUCGCUCAGGGUGUUUCCGGAGCUGUGCAGGACAAAGGCUCCAUCCACAAGUUUGUUCCUUACCUGCUCGCUGGCAUUCAGCACUCCUGCCAGGACAUCGGAGCUAAAAGCCUAACCCAACUGAGAGCCAUGAUGUACUCUGGAGACCUGAAAUUUGAAAAGAGAACAACAUCAGCUCAGAAAGAAGGCGGAGUCCACAGCUUGCACAGUUACGAGAAACGUCUCUUUUAAGGAGAAGCUUGUCUUCUGAUGGAGAAUCCUUCCAACAGACAUUAUGCAAAAACACUACUUGCCAGAUCAUCUGAUAGCUGUAUUUGACGCACACCCACAACUACACUUCUCAUUAGAGUAGUCUGUAAAGAUCAACCUCUCUCAAACUCCACUCUUCCAGUGAUCCAUUAGUCUUCCUGCCAGUGUCAUCUAUGCAUAGUCUGUUUUAAAUGUGAAGGACUGAAUUAAAGCAUUUCAAUAAGUGCACGGGUGAUUGUGUCAUGAAAAUAUCCAGUGCUUUUCCAUGUUAUUUCAAAGUAUUUGAACCCUGCUGUGUCCAUUUCAAGAUGAAAAAUGUCCAGUAAUAAAGCAUGUUUUUCAUAAGUG